AUGGCUCGCAUCUACAUAGGUAACCUCCCCAUGGACGUGACGGAGAAAGACAUGGACGACGUCUUCUACAAGUUCGGCAGGAUCGUCGACAUCGACCUCAAGACUCCCGCCCGGCCACCGGCUUUCGGAUUCAUCACAUUUCAAGACGCAAGGGACGCCGAAGAGGCCGUCAGGGCCAGGGAUGGGUACGACAUGGACGGAAGCCGGCUGCGCGUGGAGAUCUCCCGCGGGCGACGCGACCCCUUCGGUAUGGGUGGAGGGGGACACGGAGGCCGGAUGGGCAUGCCGAUGGGAGGGGGAAGAGGUGGAUUCGGCGGCCGCGGAGGCGCUGGCUUCCAGCAGACGGAAUACCGUGUCAUCGUUACCGGGCUUCCGCCCAGCGCCAGCUGGCAGGACCUGAAGGACCACAUGCGGAAGGCGGGCGAGCCGACCUACACCGAUGUUGACCACAAGGGCGGUGGGAUCGUCCACUUCAGGACCAGGGACGACAUGGACUAUGCCCUGCGGAAGCUAGACGGGUCGGACUUCAGGAACCCUUUCGAGAAGAGCCGCAUCAGCGUCCUUCCCCACAGGGGCGUCGGCGGGGGCCGCGACUCGCGCAGCCGGUCCCGCUCUCCCAAGCGGAGCAGAAGGGCGCGCACGCCCUCGAGCUCGCGGUCGAGGUCCAGGAGCGUGCGCCGCGGCCGCCGCGGCCGCUCUGCCUCGAGGAACUCCGACAGGGGGAGGAAGUCCUCCCGUAAGGACGACGACGACGACGAUGGCGACGAGCCCAAGCAGGACCGGAGCCGCGACAGCCCCCGCCGCGGCGACUCCUCCGAGCCUAACGGGACCGCCAACGGCAAGGACAGCAACGGUGACGCCGACCACAAGGGAGACGAUGACGCCGCCGGCAGCGAGGGUGACGGGGGAAGAGGAGAGGGCGGCGACGACAAGGACGCGGCCAUGUCCGAGGCGGCCGGAGAGGACCCUCAGGCCGUUUCCGCCGAGGCAUGAUGGGCCGGGGCUCAUCGGGAUGAUGGUCAUUUCGGGGUAAUGGCCUCUCUGCUGUAGGACACGCUGAUUGUUGGGGGGUGGGUGGACGAAGCCAACUCUUCGUAUGUCAUCUAGUUUUGCUUGUUUGUUUUGCAUUUCUGCUGUUUUUGUUUGGUUGCACCUAGUGAUGUGCACAUUUAAAAAAAGUGGGAGGCAGUUAGCGUUUCGCGAACCCGCGAAGGCUGUCUGACUUGUCGGAUAUCCGCGGUGCACAUGUUAGUGGUUCAUGGAACGCAUGGAUGUCCAUGUGCAAACGCUGUACGCGCUCGAUGGGAGAUACAUGGGCUGUGUGACGGCUCGGCAUGUUACCGAGGUCGACAACACGGUGGCUAUAUCUUGGACCAAGCGUUUGGGCAGGCCUGGUUGCGCUGGCGGUAGCAGGCACGCCUUAGAGACGUUCGUGCUGUACUUUAGGUGGAUCUGUCGGUGGAAUUGUUGUUUUUGUUGUUAAGAUUUGGUACGCAAGGUUUUUUUCCGCCAAGAAAACGGUCGCGGAGAAAUUAGCUAAUUUGUUUGUAGGCUACGGCGAGAGAAGGGCGGGUGCUAGAGAUUAUACAGUAGUAGGCGUGCGGUCGGCGGCGGCGCUUUUUUUUUUUGCUCUCCGUUAUUCUCGCUGUUUUCGCUUCCAGGCGCCGUUGCGAGCUCUCAGUCAAGGGCCGUCCCGGCUCUCUCCUGGAGACGGCGAGAAAGGUGGAGACGGCAGCGAG
Messenger RNA from Ectocarpus siliculosus, 1739 nucleotides. NCBI's taxonomy places the organism in Eukaryota, Phaeophyceae, Ectocarpales, Ectocarpaceae. The record is from the annotation of a GenBank genome assembly.